AACACACGUGCAGUCGGCGAAAACCUAUAGCACGGAGUGAUUAUGGCUCUUGGUUCCCAAGUCGAAACAGCGGCGGAAAAUGGAAUUGAUGAACCCAGCAGAAACGCUGUUAACAGUAAAAAAGAAGAUACUGACUCGAGUUCUUCGGCGUCUCACAAAGGUGCACAAGGCAAUAUUGCCAAUGGACCCCAGAGUUCUGGUAGCAAGAUGAGAGAACAACAGCUGAACGGUGAAAGGGGACCAGAGCCUGUUCUCACCAAUGGGCAUGCUGAAGACGAGGAGCCUGAAAAAUCUAAGGACAAACAGUCAGUGACCAAAAAUGGGUUACUGUCAGAGGAGCAACAAAAAGAGAAAUUAUCCAAUGGACAUCCAUCGAUUGAUGAAACUGUUAGUGGUAGGGCAUCAGAGACACACAGUGAAGAGAAAGACAAAGAGAAACUGAAAAAUAAUGAUGAACAGGUGACCAAAGAGAAGAUGAAGACUAACAGUGAAGAGAAGGACAAGGAUGAUGCAGAUAAAUUCAGGCAGAAAGUAAAAGACAAUGAUGACGAUAAAGAUAAUGAGAGAAUGGAAAAAGAUGAAGCUGCUAGAGAGAGAGAAAAAGAUAAGAAUAAAGAUGAGGAACAAAGCAAAGAGAAAUCAAAACCCAAGGACAAGGAUAAAAGCAAAGAGAAAACAGUAACUGAUAAGGAGAAGGAAAAAGAGCGAGAUGACGAAAAGAAAGAAAAGGAUGAUGAAGAGAAGGAAAAGGAUGAUGAUAAGGAAAAGGACAAGGAUAAAGACAAAGAUGCAGAAGUUGUCUUUAUACAGGACAUGGGGUUCACAGUUAAGAUUGCAAGUCCAGGCUCGGAGCCAUUUGAUAUUCAGGUAUCAAGUAUGGAACUGGUUCAAGAGAUUCACCAGCUACUCAUGGACCGUGAGGAUACAUGCCACCGUACCUGCUUUUCCUUGCAACUGGAUGGUAAUGCACUGGACAAUUUUGCUGAGCUGAAGAAUGUUGAGGGUCUCAAAGAAGGGUCUGUUAUUAGGGUUGUUGAAGAACCGUAUACUAUGAGGGAAGCAAGGAUACAUGUAAGACAUGUUAGGGAUCUACUAAAAUCCCUAGAUCCUGCAGAUGCUUAUAAUGGUGUUGAUUGCAGUUCUCUCUCAUUCCUCAAUGUUGUAACACAGGGUGAUAUAUUGGAAAAGAAGAAGAUGAGACCAGAGAGUGUAGAUUGUACUCCGCCAGACUACAUAAUGCCAGGAAGUCGUGAACGUCCGUUACUUCCAUUACAACCUCAAGCAAAGGAACAAAAAGGUCCCCAAUGUGUAAAGGUGCUCACAACAUCUGGCUGGAACCCUCCACCAGGCUACCGGAAGAUGCAUGGUGAUCUUUUGUACCUUCAUGUGGUCACCCUUGAAGAGAAACAUUAUCACAUUACAGCAUGCUCACGUGGCUUCUUUGUGAACCAGUCUACAGAGGAUGAAUUCAAUCCUAAACCAGCAAGCCCAAGCCAUCUGUGUCACUCAUUAAUAGAGCUACUGAACCAGAUAAGCCCUGCUUUUAAGAGGAAUUUCUCAGUAUUGCAGAAAAAGCGCACACAGCGACACCCAUUUGAACGUGUAGCCACACCAUACCAAGUGUACACAUGGGGAGCACCUCAACUGGAACACACAAUUGAUGCUAUCAGAGCAGAGGAUACAUUUUCAUCAAAGCUGGGAUAUGAGGAACAUAUUCCUGGGCAGACAAGAGACUGGAAUGAGGAGUUACAGACUACGAGGGAAUUGCCUAGAAAAAAUCUGCCAGAGAGGCUGCUAAGAGAACGGGCCAUAUUCAAGGUUCACAGUGACUUUGUCGCAGCUGCAACUCGAGGGGCUAUGGCUGUUAUAGAUGGCAACGUAAUGGCCAUCAAUCCUGGUGAAGAAGCAAAAAUGCAGAUGUUCAUAUGGAACAAUAUAUUCUUCUCACUUGGAUUUGAUGUCAGAGAUCACUAUAAGGAAUUAGGAGGAGAUGCUGCAGCCUUUGUUGCACCGCGAAAUGACUUGCAAGGCGUCAGGGUCUACAGUGCUGUAGACCUACCUGGCUUAUACACAUUGGGAACAGUGGUGAUUGACUAUCGCGGCUACAGGGUGACAGCUCAGUCCAUCAUUCCAGGUAUUCUGGAGCGUGAACAAGAGCAGUCGGUUGUAUAUGGCUCUAUAGAUUUUGGAAAGACAGUAAUCUCUCAUCCUAAAUAUCUUGAAAUGCUAAAUAAGGCUGGACAGCAAUUGAAGAUCCUGCCACAUAAAGUAUACAACGAAAAGCAUGAGGAAAUAGAGCUGUGCUCUUCAGUGGAAUGCAAAGGAAUUGUGGGCAACGAUGGACGUCACUACAUUCUUGAUCUCCUUCGAACAUUUCCUCCCGAUGUCAACUUCCUCAAAUUGGAAGGAGAGGAGCUUUCGAAGGAAGUGCAAGCCUUGGGAUUUCCAAUUGAACACAAACAUAAGUUAUGUUGCUUGCGUCAGGAGCUGAUUGACUCGUUUGUAGAGUCACGAUACAUGAUGUUCAUAAAGUAUGCUGCAUUACACCUCCAGCAGCUAGGUGUAAAGAAACAGCGUGAGCGUGAAGCUUUACGUAGCAGCCAGGAGAGGGAUAAUGCUGUGGAACAAGAAGGCAAAGAGAAAGACUCAGUAGACAAAUCAAAAACCGAAAGUACGAGGAAAAGUCCAGAAACUGAUGUAGUGGCUUCAACUGAGAAUCAAAUGGAAGCUGAUGAAGCAAAGAAAAUAGUUGAGAGUAUUACUGAUUCUAUCUCAAAUGGAGAGAAACAAGAAUUGGAGGAGAGCACAAAGGAGAUAGUUCGGAAAGCAGCACUUGCUGUUGGGUCUCUAAAGGAAACAGAGUUUGACAUCCGCUUCAAUCCUGAUGUCUAUUCUCCUGGAGUUCAGCACAUUGAUCCAGAUGGGGAAAGGCUUAAAAAGGAGCGUCAGCUAGUCAAGGAUGCUUGCGAGUUCCUCCUUACUGUACAGAUACCAACACUUAUUCGUGAUUGUCUUGAUCAUUCAACAGCCCCACUGGAUGGAACUACCCUUUCUGAAAUGAUCCAUAAUCGUGGUAUCAACAUUAGGUAUUUAGGAAAAAUUGCAACUAUGCUGGCAAAAGUGAAGCAGCUGGAGUAUUUAUAUAAUAUAGCUGCCUCAGAGCUAGUGACCAGGGCAGCAAAACACGUCUUCACGACUUACAUGCAGAGUACAGAGCUGAUGAACCUUUCUGCAGCAAUAAGUCACUUCCUUAAUUGUUUCUUGUCUGCCUGUCAAGUACCUCAUCCACAGCAAGUCGCUGAUGAGCUACAAACAAAAACCUCAAAACGCCGAAACAAACGCAAGGGCCGUUCUAAUCCUCUUGUGAAUGCUGACAAUAAUGAAUGGGCUAAUCUAACUCCAAAGUCUCUGUGGAAUCAACUGAAGAGUGAAUUAAAAGCAUACUAUGACUGGGACUUGCCAGCUGAUUCUAUUGAAACAGCUGUUGAACAUUUCUCUUUCCAAAAGAUAUCAUUGCUUAGGUCAUUUUGUUUAAAAACAGGAAUACAAAUUAUGUUGAGAGAAUAUAGUUUUGAUAAUAAGAACAGGUUAACAUUUUUUGAAGAAGACAUUAUUAAUAUUUUCCCUGUUGUAAAACAUAUCAAUCCUCGGGCAACUGAUGCUUACAACUUUUACACUACUGGCCAGACAAAGAUUCAGCAAGGAUACUUAAAAGAUGGGUAUGAACUAAUAAGUGAGGCUCUCAAUUUGCUCAAUAAUGUGUAUGGAGCUAUGCACCCUGAAAUUGCGCAGUGUUUACGUAUGCUUGCACGCCUGAACUACAUAAUGGGUGAGCAUGCUGAAGCAAUGGCUUACCAACAGAAAGCUGUUCUUAUGUCGGAGAGGGUCAAUGGCAUUGACCACCCUUACACCAUUACAGAAUAUACACAUCUUGCUCUAUACUGUUUUGCUAACAGUCAAGUGAGCACUGCACUGAAACUCCUAUAUAGAGCACGGUACCUGGCACUGCUUGUUUGUGGCGAGAACCACCCCGAAAUUGCACUACUUGAUAGCAACAUCAGCCUGAUCUUGCAUGCUGUAGGGGAGUAUGAACUUUCAUUACGAUUCUUGGAGAAGGCUUUAGCACUCAAUAUCCGGUACUAUGGCCCGAAGUCCCUAAAGGUUGCUGUCAGUUACCAUUUGGUGGCUCGUACACAGAGCUGCAUGGGUGACUUUCGAUCUGCCCUAAACAAUGAAAAGGAGACAUAUGCAAUCUACAAGCAACAGCUAGGUGAAUCACAUGAAAAGACACGAGAAUCUUCGGACUGUCUUAGACACCUAACAUCUCAAGCUGUGGUGUUACAGAAAAAGAUGAACGAAAUCUAUACGGGGAAACCAGGGGCAACAUUGCCUCCAAUACAAAUACAACCUCCUUCAAUGGGCAGCGUUCUUGAUAUGCUGAAUGUCAUCAAUGGAAUUUUGUUCGUGCAGAUCAGUCAGCAGGACAUCGAAAAUUUCAAGGCUGAAAUUGAGAAGCGUCAGCUGAAGGAAUCUUCUCCAGCACUCUUGGACGAAAAAUCUGAGAUUCUUUCAGAAGUAAUAAAGGAUGCUGAAAAGAAAAAAGUUGUGAAAUCAAGUUGAAAACAGGCUGAAAAGGCUUAGUGAGGCCAUAGUGCAUUCAUCGUGUGUACAGACAAGAGCAGUGAUUUCAGAGCAGAUUACUAAGAGUCCAGUGACAAGGGUAAAGGUGUAAAACUGCAAGGGGAAAAAGUGAAGAGUGAAAUAAGUGAUGUGUGUGUGUGCCUACUGUCAGUACUUGACAUACAUUUGUGGAAAAUGACAAGUGUACAUCAGAGCUGUAAGUUUUCAGUUUAUCCCAGAGUGCCAUAGGAGUUAACUCUCAGCUCUGUUUUUGUAUCUCUGUGACAAAUUUAUUAGGAGCUGUGUUCCUAGAAGCUGCAGCACACCAUUCUUCUGGGUUACAAAUAGUCUGUCCAUACAAGAACAUAAGUGCAAAGCAUUGUGUUGUGCUGGAAUCCUCUGCAGCUGUCAAAUAGUGCCCAGGGGCAAGUAACUGGAAGUGGCCUAGUUUGUGUGUGCGUGUGUGAUGGAGUCAGUAAAUUGUUACUGAUUUUAUUGUUACUAUUUGAGAAACAUUGUUAAUGUUAUAUAUGCAUUAUGUACAGUGAGACACCUUUUGGGCUAAUGCAUACAGUAUUUUAUUUUUUAAAAAUACAAGAAAUUAUAUAUAAAUGGGUUUUUUGUAACUUUGUUGCAUACGUUUAUCUGUUCUCUUGUUGUUACCUGUGGACUUAAAUAGCAAUACUUGUUAUUUGUAAUACCACAUCAGAAUGCAUUUGAGUAUUCCUGUGAGGUGUCGAGAAAAAUGUGAAACAUGUGCAUUGUGCCUAAGAUGGCUUUGUACUUGUGAAUUGUAUCAUUUUUCCCUUUCUCGUAAUGAGAGAGGUAGUUUCUCUUUGUUUUCUGUUAAUGAUGGUCAUGCAAACAAUGACUAGGUGUUUUGGUACUGGGGAUUGAAAAAGGUACCAUUGGUGAAAGAUUCUAUUAUAGAAUGUACACUAAAUUUAUAACUUGUAUUUAUGGUUGGGUGAUGUUGUUGAAACUGACUACUCAGGAUACAUUAUUAUUGCUGUUACAUACCUGUUAUCAUCUGUUGUUGAGCUGCACUGAUAAGUAGUAGUUUUUAUUUCACGUCUGUACAUUAAAAACUUGUGAUUCUAUUGGACAAAAACAGAGUGGUGAGCAUUUACAUGUCACUGAUGUUCUAAUAAAAUAUCUAGUCAUUCAUUAUUCGUCAUGCUAGAGAAACUACAAAUUUUCUACAGAAGUCAAGCUUCCUUAUGAUUAAAGCAAUUUUUUAAAAUAUAGAAGUACAGCGCAUCAUGCAUAAGAAUGUUAUGAAUUUGAUAGUUACUGUGAAACAUUUAUUACCUGAAUUCAUUUGAAUGUCUGCCAUAAAUUUAGUAGUUCUGAGCUAGUUUUGUUUGAUUUUUCUUUGCAGAAAAGAUUUUCAGUGAAGAAGAAUAGUAAUCAUGUUCACUGAAUUAUCUGAAAACCUAAUCGUACAAUAGGGUUGCCAUUUCAUAGUAGCUCUUUACUAUUGUUGAUAUAUACUGAAAUUCAGUCACACACUAUUUCGUAUACAUAUCUUUUCCAUUUACAUAAUGUUCUGCUUUUAUUUCCUAGCCAUUGUGUUUGAUUGAUGUACACCAUUGUAGGAAGACAUGCGUAUUGUGCGCGCAUUGUACAUCUUAUUUCUGAGACUUGAAGAAUCUCAUAUUGGUUUCACUAAAAUAUUCUGAUACUUUACACACAGGUGGUUUUUUUUCUGUAAAUGCUCACCACAAACUAUUUUUUAAAUGAAUAAAGUUUAAAUGACAGGUUAUUAACAGUUACAGCCUGUGUUCUGAGGAAGUUGUUGGUGUUACUGUGUAAAGCCAAAGAGUUGUUUCAUUGCAUAUGCAUAGUAGUAGUUCUUCCUGAAGAAGUGUGAAUAUGUUAGUGAUUAGUAGCAUGUACUGACUAGAGACCUGAUUUAUCUUUUUUAUAUAGUUGUUAGGUAUUCUGAAAAAUUAUAGUUUUAUAGUUCUUUUGGCUGUUGCUUAAUGUUUGAAUUUUAAACUUUCGAUGGCAGUAUAGUAUUUUUGUAAAUAUUGUAGUGAACUUAUUUUGCUGAGUAGGUACUUUGUACUGUAUCCAAUUAGUUGACAUUCCAUAAUAGUUUUCACACAUUUUUAACACUUCAUAACAGCAUACAGUCCUGGUGCUGGAAAUGGUUAAAAGUAUUUCCGUUAGUUCAAAAAAUGUAAUUCCUUUCCAUUAAAAAUGAGUGUCAAAAAUAAAAUUGUAUACUCCUGGAGAAUACAGCUUCCACAGCAAUAAUGGAACAUGCAGAUUUUUCAAGGUUGUUAAUUAUAUUGAGAGUAUCACUGCUAUAGGUCCAGGAAUAGAAUUAUUCUCAUCUGUAUGUAUAUUAAGAAUGCGCACCAUUCAAAUAAGUCAUGAUAUUGUGACAGUCUUGGUGUUCAGUUUCAUAAAAUAAGCAACAAAAUAUUCAAUGAAAAUUAACAUGUAUAAGGAGUGUAUUCUGUUUAAAGAAAAGGUUUCUUCGUUUUUGUUAAUAAGGCGUGGUUUUCUUUGAGUCUGUGGUAUUCACUAACAAAGUUGAGGCUUACAGGUGAUGCUUCCAAUUCUUUAUGAAUCAGAGACUGCUGUGAUUGGUGCUAAAUAAGUUCUCACUUAUGCAUCGAAGGAUACUUAAAAACUCAUUCUGUUAGUCACAUUCAGGAACAUAAAUCUAUAGUUUUAUGUCUGAAUGUUACAUGUAGCUGAAAAAAAAAAAAUGAUUCAGCAUUGUUCUUACAUUGCGCUCUCGAUAAAU
Messenger RNA from Schistocerca cancellata (South American locust), 7381 nucleotides. RefSeq names its product clustered mitochondria protein homolog (gene clu). NCBI's taxonomy places the organism in Eukaryota, Metazoa, Arthropoda, Insecta, Orthoptera, Acrididae. Gene Ontology annotation, biological process: intracellular distribution of mitochondria. Gene Ontology annotation, cellular component: cytoplasm. Gene Ontology annotation, molecular function: protein binding; mRNA binding. The record is from RefSeq and is a predicted model, not a curated record.